Messenger RNA from Pelobates fuscus (common spadefoot toad), 4516 nucleotides. RefSeq names its product nuclear receptor interacting protein 1 (gene NRIP1). Gene Ontology annotation, molecular function: nuclear retinoid X receptor binding; transcription coactivator activity; nuclear glucocorticoid receptor binding. The transcript has a single exon. The record is from RefSeq and is a predicted model, not a curated record. Gene Ontology annotation, cellular component: nucleus. Bases 242 to 3661 code for a protein of 1139 amino acids. NCBI's taxonomy places the organism in Eukaryota, Metazoa, Chordata, Amphibia, Anura, Pelobatidae. Gene Ontology annotation, biological process: cellular response to estradiol stimulus; circadian regulation of gene expression; negative regulation of transcription by RNA polymerase II.
ACGCAUUUGGUUGGAAUGAUGAGAAAUUAGAUCACAAAUUCUAAAUUCAUCGUGGUUCAUCAUCCUAAUUUUAUUUAAUAUUCCAUAUCCUGACAAUGACUCUUGAAAGAACAUCUGCUUGGAACUGUACUAAAACAGUCUGCAUCCAGUUCAAACGAACAUAAAUGUAUACAUUCUAAUGUUUGCAAAGCCUUUCUUCCAAGCAACGUAAAGACCGCUCUUAAGCAUACGUUUGUUGAACAUGACUCAUGGAGAAGAGCUUAGCUCUGAGAUGCAACAGGAUUCCAUUGUUUUAACUUAUCUCGAAGGAUUACUAAUGCAUCAAGCAGCAGGUGGAUCUGGGACUGCAGUUGACAAACAUUCGGUUGGCCAUGCAAAAGAUGAUGAUAACUUAAAGAUUUCAGGAAAUGUAUUUUCUAACUCUAAGAAUAAUGCACCAGUUAACAGUCUGGGUCAGGGAUCUGGUAUGUUACAUCUCAAAAAAGCAAGGCUACUGCAAUCCUCUGAAGACUGGAAUGCAGCAAAACGGAGAAGAUUGUCUGCAUCUGUGGUUGGUAUAAAUGGAAACAAUGAUGCUUUAUUGGCUGGCAUGGUGGAAAAUGUGCCCAAGGGGAAGCAAGAUAGUACCUUGCUGGCUUCUUUGCUGCAGUCAUUCAGCUCUAGGUUGCAAAGUGUUGCCCUUUCACAACAGAUUAAACAAAGUCUUAAAGACCAAGGGUUUUCCAUCAGCCAAGAACCUGUGCACGAGGAAAAAGAUAGCAGAUGUUAUGGUGCUGCAUCCAAUCAUUUAAAGACCCUAUUAAAUAAAAGUAAAGUAAAAGAUAAAAUAAUCGACAAUAAUUUAACUGGUUUACUUAAAAAGUCACAUCAGGAGAAUUAUGUUAAACCUACUCUUUCAGGGCAAAAUGGUUCAAAAGGAACAGUGGAACCAAUUUCAUGUGCAGCAAGACUUCAAGCUGUUGCAAAUAUGGUUGUGAAAAGAUCUAGCCCCACUGCAUCACCUAAACCAAGUGUAGCUUGUAGUCAGUUGGCGUUGCUUCUUUCUAGUGAAGCUCACCUGCAGCAAUACUCAAGAGAACAUGCUCUCAAGGCACAGAGCGCAAGUCAACUGGCAAGUGAACGACUUGCUGCCAUGGCAAGAUUGAAAGAGAGUUCGGAGAGUGACCUUCAUCGUUUCCAGUUGUCAACUAAUUUGCCAGCCAAAGUCAGCAGUCCAGUUAGACCUAUGUCAAAUGGAAUUGGUAACGUUGGAAAUGUUUCUCCUUUCCCAAAUCAACUGGGUGUGCCAAGUUCUCCUCUCAAGACAGCAGGUUUUAAAACCCAUACAGAGAGAAACCAUGUGAAACAAUCACCAAAUAACAGUUUGCUUCUACACCUUCUUAAAAGCCAGAAUGCCCCAAGUGUAAGCACAAGUCAUUUACACAGUGAUAAGUAUUCUUUUGAAGAAAGUGCCACCCCAACAACUACAGAUGAUUUUUCAGACAACAAUCCUAGUUUUACAGAGGAUGAAACUAGUGAUGAUGAAAGCACUCAUUCAAACUGUGUGCCUAUAGAUUUGUCCUUUAAAAACAGAGUAGAUAAGCCGGUGGCAUUAACUCCUGCAUCUAUAGACAAUUUAACAGAAUCUCUGCUUCAUAACUGGGAUCCAAAAGUUGAAGGAAUUGAUCUCGGCAGAGAAAAAGACACGUCCAUGGAUACCACAUUAAAGCCAUAUCAGAAAGUAACAUUAUUACAAUUGCUGUUAGGCCAUAAGAUUGAUGAAAGUCAAGAAUCAAUUGUAGAUGCACGGGGAACAGCAAAAGCUGCUGACCUGACAAAAUUCAAUUUGCAAGGGCACAGCCAUGUUUCAGAGAACACAAGUAUCCACAAGUAUCCACAAGUAUCUUCUCCACUUAAUACAUUACCUUUGCACAAUGCUGCCAAAGCAGAUUCUCCUGUAAAUCUGACUCACCAGCCCUUUCCAAUUAAACCCAAUUUUACGUCUUACAUUAGCAACCUUCAAACAGAGAGACUUGUGAAUCCAGCAUCAAAACAUUUGAUAGAGCUUACUAGAAACAAAGUAUUCCAACCACCUGUCCCAGUAGUAAGUAACAAUACACAAAGUAAUGAUUCUUUCAGCGCAAGUAAGCUUCUUCAAAAUUUAGCUCAAUGUGGAAUGCAGACAGCUGCACCCGAAGAACGACUGCAAAAACCAUUACAUUCUAGUAAUGGUACAACAGUUGGGUUAGUUGAACGAUUGGAUAGCCCGCAUGAUACAAAGCCAUCAAGCUCUUUUGAAGAAGUCAGAACUUUCAACAGCCCAUCUACUCCUGUUGAUUCAGGAUUUCCAAGCUCUGAAAUAGAAAAUCUCCUAGAAAGACGGACAGUUCUUCAGCUUCUUCUUGGCACAACUAACAAAGGAAAAAAUGAAAAAGUCCAAAAAACUGUCAUUAAAAAUGAAUGCCAACAGGGGCAUGUAGAAAAGAUAGUAAGUGAGCAAAUUGUAUCUUUUAAAAUUAAAACUGAACCAGAUGAUGUCUCCAAUGCACAACAUUUGAGAGAAACAGGAGUGCCAAGUCCGACUUGGCCCUCAUCUCUUCACAAAACUGCCCGAUCAUCUCCAGAGGAGUCAAAGCCCCAACACCUUUCUCCACAUGACUUUAAUGGUUCAAGGAAUGGUCUUCUCAGUCGUUUGUUGCAGCAGAACCAUGAUGGAUAUGACACAAACGAUUUGGAUAUAAGCAGACAUGAAAUUAAGCAAACAGAAUCAAAAAUUCCCAGUGUUGUUCCAAAAAAGAGAAAAAUGCACCAAAAUGAGCCUUUAGAAAGCCAAGUAAAAUUAGCUAGAAUUGUUUCUCCAGACAGUAGUAAUAGGCAAUUCUGCAGUACAAAAUCUUUCUGUACCCCAUUUUUUCUGCAAGAAGAUAUGAACGGCAACAAAUCUGAAUACGAACAUAGGGGCACCAUGGGUCAAAGUUCAUAUAAUGAAAGUAAAAAUGUAAGUUGGUCAAGAGAGAAUAAAGGAUUCAAUGUGCUGAAACAACUCUUACUUUCAGAAAAUUGUGUCAGAGACUUGUCUCAGCACAGGACCCAUACCUCUGCUGAAGAGUUGAUGAGGCCCACCAGAAGUAACUUGGCAGGGAAUUCUGACUUUUUAGCUCCUUCUUUAAAUGUGUUAAUGGGAAAACAUUCUCAAACAAAUAGUUUAGAUCAAAUUACCUUUCCAUACCCAUCUUCCUUAAAUAAUUCUCAUCAUACCCCUCAAGAGACUUCAGGAAAUAACAUUUCUAUGGCCAGUUCUGGACCUGUUAAUACAAGCCCUGUGCCUAAUGAUAAAGGGCCUAUCAAAUGGGUUAUCACAGGUAUGGAAAAGAAUGAGUUUGGAAAAGAUUACCCAAGACUGACAAAAACAAAUCCAAUAUUGUACUACAUGCUUCAAAAGGGGGCACAUUCUGCUGCUAACCAAGACUUACGAGAUAGGAACAUUUGGACAGAGUCUUUGUUGGCGAAAUCAAAUGAGUUGACAUUAAAAAGAGAAUCAGUCAAUGGUGGGAUUACCAGCUCCAGUAGUAUUGGUUUGACAAAACCUUCCAAUCAUGCAGCAAAUAAGUCUUUUCAUAAUUCCAAUGGCAGCAAGUAUGGGCUUUUCGAUAUGUUAGCCAUUAAAAACGAGCCUGAAUAAAAAAGGCAAUAUAAUUUGCAUUGAAUUCUUUAAAUAUGAAAAGUUAAAAAUAUGUAUGAUUUUAUUGUAUAGGGCAUGACAAACAGAAAAAAAGGAUAAAAAAUAGCAUGACCAUAUUGACAUGUUUUUAUGUAUUUCAAUUGAUUAUUUUGCUGAUAAUUAAAGUUAAUUAAAAGAAAAUGUAUAAAUAUUAAAAAUGUGAAUGAUACAAGUAUGUGUAAAUACAGUUCAUUUCUGGCACUGAAGCGGGGUUUGUACUUGUGGGGUUUUUUUUUUUUUGUUUUUGCUUUUUUUUUUUUAUCUUCGUAAAUUUAUAUUUAAGUCAUAAAAAGAUUUUGACAUCUAAAUUUAUAAAUGUGUUUUUGCAUCAUUUGUCUUGGCAUCCUGAGGAACUUUGAGAAACGUUAGAAUCUGGGUAUGCAAUAUAUGCGUAAAAAAGUAAAUAUUAUUUUUGAUGAAAUAAAAACCUUUUUUUUUUUUUUUUUGUUCAAUGAACGAGGCAUAGCUGUAUAAUGCAAAUUUAUAUUCAUAUUGAACUGAGUUUCCAUUAUUAUGGGGUUACUAAACUAUCCACAUAAACACUGACACAAACUAAACAUCUUAGCUUGAGCACAGGUAAGUGAUAUCGCUCGGCCAUGUUUAUUGACCCAGCUGUGCCCAAGACUGCCAUUGAAUAGAACAUGUCAUCAUUCAAAAUGCUUACGGCCUAGAUAUCAUCUAGAUUGGUUUGAUUUACAUAAAUUGUCCUCUUCGUUAAUAUAUUGCAUCUAUCUGACAUGCAGCACAUUUCUGUAGACUUAAAACUGAUCCUAGUUCAUAAAUGUAAUAUCUACUUAAGAAGGAAUAUAUAAAAAA